AUGAGCGACCGCAAGGCUGUUGUCAAGAAUGCCGACAUGACCGAGGAGAUGCAGCAGGAUGCUGUGGAUACCGCUUCCCAAGCCCUGGAGAAGUUCAACAUUGAGAAGGACAUUGCCGCCUACAUCAAGAAGGAAUUCGACAAAAAAUACAAUCCCACCUGGCAUUGCAUUGUGGGCCGCAACUUUGGCAGUUACGUUACUCACGAAACCAAGCACUUCAUCUACUUCUACCUGGGUCAAGUGGCAGUCCUCCUCUUCAAAUCCGGUUAA
Molecule: messenger RNA, 270 nt
Organism: Dibothriocephalus latus
Lineage: Eukaryota; Metazoa; Platyhelminthes; Cestoda; Diphyllobothriidea; Diphyllobothriidae
Source: the annotation of a GenBank genome assembly